GGAAUUGCCUGUCCGAACAUGCCUCAAUGACACGACGUGACGUCGUUGCCUACUUUGAAUGUAGAUCGUCCACCUCUCAACUAGGGAAUCGAAGCUCGCCCUACCGUCGCACAAUCGGGAUCAUCGAUGCCGAUGCGGAUGGAGAGGAGCCGACAUAGAAGAACAUUCGAAGGAUCACAGAAUAUCCUUGUCACCACUGGAACAUGGUCGGCGUCAUGAUCGCAUCGUUGAGGAAAGUGAUUUUGUAUUGUUAAUGGUGAUGGAAUUGUCAUUAAGAAGCCAUGACCCGGCGCAAAUUCCAAAUUUCGUCGACAUGACGAAGGAUGCCAACAGCAUCAGUGCCACGAACAUUAUUUGGCCGCUAUGGAAAGUUGGUGACGUUGAAGUUUCGAAGAUGAUGUAUAGCCGCACCCUAGCAUUUCCCGAAUCGAGACGUGCCACCACUGCGAGAGCCACACUGAUGAAGAGUCCCCUUCCACAUUCCGAGGCUCUCUUCAAACACAACCAGAAGCCUCACCAAAUCCCAACAUCUCAUUCGGAAGUCCAGCGGCCUCACCACAUCGCCCUCUACGCUACCACGGCGCUCGCAGAAGUUUCAAAGGCGAGAAGAUCGCCUCAGCCUCCAUGCCGCCCUUUACGCCUCCAGAGCACUGGCACUUCUUGACGCCAUGACACAACAUCAAGACUUUUUCCAUUCUCUUGCGGCCACCCCGGAUGAUGAAUGAUGAGGAUCAUAACGUGCAGAUCCAUGGGAAGCAACUACACCUCCGGUCAUAGGCAGCAGUAGGUAGCAGCAUGAUGUGAAGUACAGGCAGUAGUGGUGGCCGGAGUAGCAAAUGUAAACUCCUGUAUAGCGUGAGGCAGUGAUAAAGUCAAUUUGCUUAAUGGGACGAUGAUGAAGCUGGCAUUGUCAUGCGGGUACGCAAGCAAAUGAUGAUACACCGGUGAGGGAAAAGAAACCCCCUCCACUUAUUAUCGAUUUUUUGAUCAAGUACCUAGGUAGUGUAGAGAGGAAGGGUGGUGGUGGUGGAGGAGGAGGAGGAGGAUGAGACAGGGCUGCAGGAAUGAUCUGCACGAGCUGCAG
Dissoconium aciculare CBS 342.82 is the source of this 1084-nucleotide messenger RNA. RefSeq lists its product as uncharacterized. The coding region runs from base 254 to 664 and encodes 136 amino acids. NCBI's taxonomy places the organism in Eukaryota, Fungi, Ascomycota, Dothideomycetes, Mycosphaerellales, Dissoconiaceae. The transcript has a single exon. The record is from RefSeq and is a predicted model, not a curated record.